Cadophora gregata is the source of this 1266-nucleotide messenger RNA. RefSeq lists its product as uncharacterized. Gene Ontology annotation, molecular function: FMN binding; oxidoreductase activity. NCBI's taxonomy places the organism in Eukaryota, Fungi, Ascomycota, Leotiomycetes, Helotiales, Ploettnerulaceae. The coding region runs from base 1 to 1266 and encodes 421 amino acids. The transcript has 3 exons. The record is from RefSeq and is a predicted model, not a curated record.
AUGUCAGACCCGAACAACCCAAAUAUCAAAAGCAGAGAUACGCCCCAGUGGGGACUCUAUCAACGCGAGCUAUUCUGGAAAGACAACAAUGGAGAAGUCGCUCCAUUCAGCACCGAUCCAGGUGAUCUAGAAGAUCUCGCUAAGAGAAGUCUGACAAUCGGAGGCUGGUACUACGCCUCUUCCAAUGCAGGACAAUCCUACACUCAUCUCGCCAACCGUCAAGCAUUUUACAGACAUCGUAUAAUCCCCAGGAUGCUUGUGGACACCAAUGAGCGGGACACAGCUACCACCAUCUUUGGGCACAAAGUCAGUGCUCCGAUAGGAUUUGCACCCAUCGGCAUAAACAAGAUCUACCAUCCACUCGGCGAGCUCCCAGUUGCCAAAGUCGCCGCUGAACUGAACCUACCAUACUGUCUCUCAACAGCAGGCUCAACAGCCAUCGAAGAUGUUGGAGAAGCGAACGGGAAUGGACCGAGAUUCUUCCAGCUGUAUAUGCCGCACGAUGAUGAGCUCACAAUUUCUCUUCUUAAGAGAGCACAUGACAGCGGCUUCACAGCGUGUAUCCUAACCCUCGACACAUGGCAACUCGGCUGGCGACACCACGAUGCCGCCGAGUCCAACUACGCAUUCUACCACGGCAUCGGCGCCGACCUAGGCCUCUCGGACCCAGUCUUCCAAAAGCGACUCGAAGAAGCAGGCAUCGAUCCCGUGAAACAACCAAACGUAGCUGGCGCAAUGUGGAUCGACAAUGUCUGGCACGGGCGAGCAUGGAGCUGGGAGAAGAUGCCGUGGUUGAUGGAGAAGUGGAGGGAGAUUAGUGGUGGGAAACCGUUUUGCUUGAAGGGGAUACAGAGCGUGGAGGAUGCGAGGAGGGCGGUGGAGUUGGGCGUUGAUGGGAUUGUGGUUAGUAAUCAUGCUGGGAGGCAGGUGGAUGGGGCGGUUGCGAGUUUGGAUGCUUUGGAGAAGAUUGUUGCUGCGGUCGGUGACAAAACAUACAUCAUGUUCGACUCCGGUAUUCGUUCAGCAGCAGAUGUAUUCAAGGCCCUUGCCCUCGGCGCGAAGUUCGUCUUUGUAGGCCGGCUCUGGGUCUGGGGACUGAGCAUCAAAGGCGAAUUGGGAGUCCGUCAUGUCAUGAAGAGUUUGCUUGCCGAUUUUGACAUCUUGAUGAAUGUUGCGGGCUUUCAGAACGUGGAUCAGAUCACGAGAGAAAGUCUGGAUAGUUUGCCGAAUUCGGCGGCGAUGAUUGCGGAGAAGAGUAGGUUGUAA